AUGGCUUUGAUUGCAAACCCAAACAACAAGCACAUUGUGCCUUCGCCCCAGAUCCCGUUGGAGCUCUCCUUCAACUCAGCCCUGGCUUCUCUGGCCAAAUGGUAUCCUCCACGAUCCCCAGACCGCGACUGGUGGUGGCAGACCAUGGGAAGCCACCUCGAGACCAUGCUCUCUGCUGCUGGUUAUUCUAUCACUGACCAGUUCGAAGCCCUUCACUUCUUCUAUCAUUUGGUGACGCCCCGUCUUGGUUCCAAACCAAGCAGCCCUAGGGCCAAAUGGAAGAGCUUCAUGACAGACGACUACACUCCUGUUGAGUACUCUUGGAAAUGGGGCUUUGGCAACGACGCUCCUGAGGUGCGUUACAGCAUUGAACCCAUUGGGCACUAUGCUGGCGCAUCUCCAGAUCCUCUUAACCAAACCGCUACCUGUGACUUCCUCACCCAGCUAUACAGUAGCGGCCUUCAAGGUCUCGAUCUAGAAUGGUUCAACCACUUCAAACAUGCCCUCCUGGGUCCCGGAACCCCGGCGUCUAAGACUGAUGUCGUUAGCCAGUCCACCCUCUUCAUGGCCUUCGAAAUCGCCAAUGGCCCCGUGGGCGUCAAAGCUUAUUUCAUUCCUGUGGAUGCACCCGGAAACAAAGUCAGUGAUCAGAUUUCGAGAGCCAUCGCCUCUGCCGGCUCUCCCGAUCUCCCCGCCAUCAACGUAUUGUAUAGCUUCCUCCGCAAUGAUACGCACGGUCGAACCAUCAGCCCCUUCAUGUUGGGCAUAGACUGCAUCAGUCCCGCCGAGUCACGCUUAAAGAUAUACUCUCGUUCUCGUGUUACCACUUUUGACCUUGUUCGCCGCGUCAUGUCCGUUGGCGGUCAGCUCAAGGGCCUCAAUGAGGUUGAGAAAGAGCUACACCAGCUUUGGAAUCUGACUCUCGGGCUGCCUGACGACUACCCCACGGACAAGGAGCUCCCCUCCAAUUCUCACGAGACGGCAGGUGUGCUCUUCUAUUUCGACGUAGGAUUCAAGGCCACACUCCCUGAUGUCAAGGUCUACAUCCCCGUAAGACACUACGCUCCUACUGACGAGGUUGCUGCGAACGGAUUAGCCCAGUACCUCGAAAGCCAGGGUCGGGGUGCCUAUGUGCAACAGUAUCUUGAGAUUCUCGAUACCAUAGCGACGAAAGAUGGCACGAGUAACUCAAGCGGGGUACAGACUUACAUCUCAUGCGCUUACAAGAAGGGGAAGCUCGUCAUUACGUCGUAUCUUAGCCCCCAGUGCUACCACCCGUCAUGGUUCUAA
Molecule: messenger RNA, 1290 nt
Organism: Colletotrichum truncatum
Lineage: Eukaryota; Fungi; Ascomycota; Sordariomycetes; Glomerellales; Glomerellaceae
Product: dimethylallyl tryptophan synthase
Biological process (GO): alkaloid metabolic process
Molecular function (GO): transferase activity, transferring alkyl or aryl (other than methyl) groups
Source: RefSeq, a predicted model, not a curated record